Molecule: messenger RNA, 789 nt
Organism: Acanthosepion pharaonis
Lineage: Eukaryota; Metazoa; Mollusca; Cephalopoda; Sepiida; Sepiidae
Source: the annotation of a GenBank genome assembly
AUGGUCCGUUGUAGACGAUGGAAAUCGUGUCUUUAUUUGCGAACGGUGGAUGGUAAGACGACAGAGAUCAUUUGUUCGUUAAUGGGCGCUGGAACAUGUCGCUGGACGUCAGUGGGCACUGGAGUAGAUCGUCAGGCGUCAGCGGGUGCUGGAAUCGGUAGCGGGACCAGCUUCGUUAUUAUCUCUCGUAAUGUAUUCUUCUUCAUCCCAUUCUGUCAAGAUAUUGUCAUUCUUUUUUCAUUCCUUUAUAUUACCUUUUAUUUGAUGCACUUCUUCUUUUGCAUAUUAUUCUCUCUUCCUCCUCCUUUUUAUUUAAUUAUUUUUCUUCUAUCCUUCUCCUUAUUCCUCUUCUAUCCCACUUUUCCUCCUCCUUAUACUUUAUCUUCUUCUUUCCACUCUUCCUCCUUCUCUUCUACCACUAUCACCAACUCCACUUCCUCCUCCUCCUCCUUCUUCUUCUUCUUCUUGUAUUUCUAUUCUUCCCUUUCCCAUCCUCCUCUUUCUUAUCCUGAUUUUUUCCUUUGUUCUAUUCUUCUUGUUCUUGUUCUUUUUCUUCUUCUUCUUCUUCUUCUUCUUCUUCUUCUUCUUCUUCUUCUUCUUCAUCUUUUUUCUGUUCCUUGUUCUAUUUGUCCAUUUCUCCUAGUUAUCCUCCCCCUCACUAUUCUUCCUCUAUUUCACUCUUCCUUCUUCCUCUUCCUCUACAUCUUCAUCAUAAUAUUCUUGAUCAAUUUAUUUUUUUUUAUUGUUCAAGCGUUUUCUUUAAUGCCUUCUUGUAAUUUCUGUUUUUAG